Priapulus caudatus is the source of this 2313-nucleotide messenger RNA. Its product is annotated as ecto-NOX disulfide-thiol exchanger 2-like. Lineage: Eukaryota; Metazoa; Priapulida; Priapulimorpha; Priapulimorphida; Priapulidae. Gene Ontology annotation, biological process: ultradian rhythm. Bases 33 to 1967 code for a protein of 644 amino acids. The record is from RefSeq and is a predicted model, not a curated record. Gene Ontology annotation, cellular component: plasma membrane; external side of plasma membrane. Gene Ontology annotation, molecular function: protein-disulfide reductase activity; RNA binding. The transcript has 15 exons.
CAGUUGGUCAACCCGGUGGACCGCCAAUCUUCAUGAAUCCGGCCACAAAUGACCAGCCGCUGCAGUUUAACAUGAACAAGAACAAGCCACCAAUGGCUGUUCCCUUGGAAGAGCUCCAACACCAGGAACACAGCGUACCCAGUGCGGAACGUGAUGGACACAAUGGAAACAGUGAACGCAGCCAAUUUUCGGAUCGUGAUCACCACAACAGCGAAGACCGUGAAUUUAGACUAAGGCAUGAGCCGCCCCCUAUAGGGCCACAGGUGCCUACUUCUGCUUGGGCCCCCGGUGUGCCUAUGGUGCCAGGCCCUGCGAUGAUGCAUGGGGGUCCGAUGGGUGACCCAAAUAUGAUGAUGGGAGGCUUUGGCUUCAAUCCACCAUUUGGUUACAUGCCACCGGGCCCUCCAGGACCUCCUCUCCCACAAAAAGAAAUCAUCCACUGCAAGAGCUGCACUCUCUUCCCCCCAAACCCAAAUGCUCCGCCUCCGUCUACGAGAGAGAGACCACCAGGAUGUCGCACAGUCUUUGUCGGUGGGCUUCCUGAGAAUGUAACAGAGGAAAUUGUCCAGGAGGUGUUCGAUCGCUGCGGCCCUAUCAUCAGUGUGCGGAUGAGCAAGAAGAAUUUCUGCCACAUCCGGUUUGAGCAAGAAAUGAUCGACAACGAACUUUGGAUGCAGUUGGGAGAGUCUUACAUUGGUGACAAUGCACAUAUUAACAGAGCAAUUGAGCUUUCAGGUUACAGGGUGCGAAUGGGCUCUAACAUGGACCCACCAAACUCUGGCAGGCUGCAUGUAGACUUUGCGCAGGCGCGGGACGACCUGUAUGAGUGGGAGUGUGCCCAGCGGGGAGUCAUGCGCGAAUUGCGACACCGACAACGUAUGGAGCAGGAGCGACUGCGGCCGCCUAGCCCACCCCCAGUCGUCCACUUUUCCGACCACGAAGCCAUGGCCAUCUCCGAACAGCUAAAAAAUGAGGAAUCAUUCUUCAAGGCUUCAUCGCUGCUGAUGCAGUGGCUGGAGCGCGGUGAUUGCAGCCGCCGCAAUGCCAACACCUUCUACAGCAUGAUCCAGAGCACCAACUCACACGUACGUCAGAUCCUCAACCAGAAGCAGGCCUACGAGGAGGAGGCGAUGAAAUUUAAGGAGCAGAUGAAACAGCGCAUGCAGGGACUGCUGACGCAAUUUGAUCAGAUUGAUCGCGUAUUCAGUGCGGCCAGUAAGCAGAAGGUGUGGGACCACUUCAGCAAGCCUCAGCGCAAGAACCUUGAUCUGUGGCGUAAGCAGUGUCAGGAAAUCAAAGCCAGCAGCUUGGAGGAGUUCUUGAGUGACCGGCAGGAGGAUGAGAUGGAGUUGUCAGAUGGUGAAGACAGCGGUGUCUCGGCACCAAAGAAGCAGAAGACAGAGGAGGAACUAGUGGCGCAUGCACAUAUGCAUGCACAGAGCAUGCAACUGAGCAACCUGAAGGAGGAGAAUGACCAGCUGCGAUGUCAGGUCGAUGCAUAUAAAAACGAGGUCGACAUUCUUAAAUCUGAACACAAGGAUCUGAUCGACUACAAAGAUAAUCAGCUGAAAGCACUGCAGAACACACUCGAGUCCAUGCAGAAACAACUCAUGGAAAACCUACGUAAACAGAAGGACUCCGGGGAAGAGAUUAAGAAGUUGCGGGCAUUGGCAGCUGCUACUACAGAUGUCAUCAUUGAUGGCCAGCAGGGACUUGUUCUUAUGGAUGAAGCCAGGCUAGAUGGCACUGCUGAACCAGAAGUCCCAAUUCCAGUAAAAGCAGAGGUUGCCAAAGUUCCGGAUACGUCAAGCUCAGGAAUAGAUGGGCGGCAAAUCUCUCAGAAGGAUGCCAAACUUAUUGGUUUAAUUGCCACAUUUUUACACGUCCAUCCGUUUGGAGCCGGCUCUGACUACAUCUGCUCCUACCUCCAAAGGCUCACCACAGGUAUUCUGGUACGCGAGAGGUAGACGAGCUGCUGCAGAGUCUACCGGGAGUGUUCGUACAGAAGCUGUCUGGGGUUGGUGCCUCCAUGGAGCGCAGGUGGCACUUCACCGGAUUCCAGGCUGUAGACGACGCUUAGUCACUACGCUGCAGUCGAUCUUUCCACCCUGUACAGCGCCCAGCUAACGCGAGUAAGUGCUAGCGCGUACCCCCUGUAGAUGAUGUAAGUGCUGCUGUGUGCACCACAGAUGACACGUGCGACACAUGUGUAGGUAUGAAUUAUGUGAAUGCAUUGCAGACUGUGAGGGGUGUGGCUGGGGACAUUGCAGACUGUGAGGGUGUGGCUGGGGACAUGCAGACUGUGAGGGUGUG